UGUCCGGCUCAAGAUACCUUCAUUCCGAGGUGAAUGCCGAAAUGUCGAAGCACCUUUUAGUAGCUGCGAUCGAUUUUGGAACAACCUAUUCAAGCUGGGCGUGCUCGUUCAAGAAUGAGUAUGACAGCGACCCGACUAAAGUCUCCGCCAAGCAAUGGCAAGGAUACGAUUCUCAAAAAGGCCCUACUUGUGUUCUGGUCAGGUCGGAUGGGAAAACAUUACAUUCGUUCGGUUUUGAUGCUGAAGCGAAAUAUGCAGAACUUAUUGAAAAAGAUGAACAUAACGACUGGUACUUUUUCAAGAGGUUCAAAAUGAGGUUAUGGAAAAAGAAACUCCAUCGAAAUUCGUUAUUGGAAGAUGAAAAUGGCCGGGAAUUAUUGGCAAUAACGGUUUUUGCUUUGGCCAUAAAGUUCCUGAAGGAUGAUUUAUUGUCUGUGUCUAAGGACCGAAUAGCGGACGCAUUGUUACAAAAUGAAAUACACUGGGUUUUGACUGUCCCCGCCAUAUGGGAUAAUGCAGCAAAACAGUUUAUGCGGGAAGCUGCCAUUGAGGCGGGAAUAGAAUCGGCUAUGCUGUCUAUUGCACUUGAGCCGGAAGCUGCUUCACUUUUCUGUCGACAUCUUCCUGUUGAAAGGAGUGGGGAUGAACUUUCUUUGGGAUCGUUGCGAGCAGGAAAACAGUAUCUUGUACUUGAUGCUGGAGGUGGAACUGUCGACAUAACUGUUCACGAAGUUACGCCAUCCGGUGACGUCAAAGAGCUGUACAAGGCGAGUGGUGGCGCUUGGGGUGGCACAAAAGUUGAUGAUUCCUUUGAAGAAUUCCUAGCUUGUUUGACAGAUAAAACUGUCAUCACCAAAUUCAAAGAAGACCACUUGGAUGAUUACCUAGAUCUUCUUCGACGAUUUGAGGUAAAAAAGAGAAUCAUUGACCCAGACAAGGAUUCGAAAGUCGUCAUGAGCAUGCCGCUUGCAUUUUUCACAACUGUCAAAGAACUUCUUAACAAAGAUUUCAAGGAAAUUGUGGACCUUUCAUCCUAUUCGGAGCAGGUGUCCCUUUCUGGAGAUAAACUGAAAAUGGACCCAGCAGUUGCUCGAAAUUUCUUCAAAGAAUCCAUCGAUAGCACAGUAGAACAUGUGAAAGAUGUUUUGCAAAAACGAGAAAACAGAGGCGUCGAAGCAAUCUUGAUGGUUGGUGGGUUUUCUGAGUCGAAAAUGCUCAACAAGGCAGUGAAACAGGCAUUCCCUGGAUUAAAGAUGAUCGUCCCUAAUGAUGCUGGUCUGGCAGUUCUUAAGGGAGCUGUGAUGUUUGGUCAUGAGCCAAUGGGAAUUACCGAGCGAAUAAGCAAAUAUACGUAUGGCAUUCAAUCUAAUGAUUUAUUCGACUCUAGCAAGCACCCCGAAUCAGCAAAGUUCACUGACACUGAAGGUGUUGAUAGAUGUAAGGACUUCUUUGAUAAGCAUGUUAUAACGGGACAGUCUCUGAAAGUCGGAGAGGCCCAGGCCGUUGUAAAAUACUUCACACAAGCUAUCCACACGUCAACUUUGCUAAUUAUGGUAUACGCAACAAAAAGUAAAACUCCAGUACUAAUUACUGAUCUAGGAUGCAAAAAGGUUGGCGAAUGCAACAUUCCCAUGACUGGUACCGGAGCUUACUGCGAAGUUUUAGUAAGAAUGAUAUUUGGUGGCACGGAAAUCGACGUCGAAUGUACCGAGAAAGCCACAGGCAAUGUAACGCAUAUUCCGAUUGACUUUUUGUCGUAGAAAUUUAUGGCGAUGAGCUUCUUAUUCCUAAGUCAGUGUGCAAAUUACAAUAUACAUGUACUAUAGUAUUAUGUUUGCAAGAACUGUUGCUUUCAAAUAAUUAUGUAUACUGCAUCAGACAAGCAAAUCAUAAUGAUUUUAUUAAAAACUAUUGUAUCCUUGUUUAAUUGGGCUUAAAAACAAUACCAUACCUAAGGAAACUAUUGAGUGGAUUCCAAGCAAACAAUGCAACUUUAUUCCAAGCAUUUGCACUAUUUAUCAAGCUGCGUGUUGAAAUAUUUGAUUCCCAAUGUUAAAGCAGACCUCUUUGUGUUUUCUGAAAGUCGAUUUUAUUAUAUACCCACUGUAGACAAACUACAUUUUAAAUAUUUGAUUGUAUUAAGCUAAUUAGCCUGACACAAUUCUGAGUUUAUAUACUAUGCUUAUGUCGGUUCAUUUCUCAUUUAAUACUCUCGACAAUGACUGAUAUUUCGUGUAACCAGAGAAUAUACGUAUGUUUAUCAAAAUACGCUGUUUAAAGGGACUGGACACCAGCUGGUCCAAAAUUCGGCAAGUAAAGUAUUUCCUCAAAACAAGCCUAUAAUUGUCAAUGCGCGCUUGUAGGAAGCCGAGAAUACAUUUUUACGGGAUUAUAAGAUUAAACGCAUCAUACAUGUCGCUGUCUUUUAGACUAACUGGGAUUUACGUGGUAGACAACCACAGUUAAUUUCGAAUUGAAAAAAUGCGAAAGAUACAAGUGUCGUAAGCGAUGUCACACAUCAGUAAAAAAGAUUCAAUGCGUUGUACCAAACGAUGUCAAUUUUAUGUUAGUUGUAGACAAUUUUCUUUUUUUUCUUGCAAUUAUAUAUCAUCUGAUGUCUAGUAAUAUUGAGGUUUCACUUUUUUGUUCCUUAGCAUGUCUCUAUCUGCCAGUUAAGCACUUUUUAGAAGCUACUGUGUUGUUGUUGUUUUUCAUAAUGCCUGUAAGUGGUAAAAUCAUAUAUCAAAAUGCUUGUAUUUAUGUUUGCUUUUUAUCACAUUUAGCGAUUUUGAUUUGUUUGUAAUCUUAAUAUGUCUUGGUUUGUUGACUGCUUUUGGACCCCACACUAAAUUUAAAAUAUUAAGCAUAUAUAUAUAUAUCGUAAUAAUAACCUAUCGUUAUCGGAAUUAAGUGGGUAUAAUUGUUCUAUUCCUCAAAUCAAUAUGAACUCACUCCUGAAUUUUGAAAAAUGUUUCAUUCUCUAAUACAGAUCCUUGUUAUGCUUGGUAAAUAAUCUUAAAUUAAAGUGACACUAUUAUUCAAAAUCAAUACAUACACAUGUAUUCCAGUUAUCCAUCAUUUACAUUUUGAUUUAGAUAUUUAUGAUUUGUAUUUUUGAAACAUUUUCUUCUCUGUUAUGUUUUUAUGUGUCUUUUUUUUCUUGUAAU
Messenger RNA from Mya arenaria, 3167 nucleotides. Its product is annotated as heat shock 70 kDa protein 12A-like. Gene Ontology annotation, molecular function: ATP binding; ATP-dependent protein folding chaperone. The transcript has 9 exons. Lineage: Eukaryota; Metazoa; Mollusca; Bivalvia; Myida; Myidae. The coding region runs from base 42 to 1760 and encodes 572 amino acids. The record is from RefSeq and is a predicted model, not a curated record.